This is a messenger RNA of Penicillium nucicola, 624 nucleotides long. RefSeq lists its product as uncharacterized. The transcript has 2 exons. Bases 1 to 624 code for a protein of 207 amino acids. The record is from RefSeq and is a predicted model, not a curated record. NCBI's taxonomy places the organism in Eukaryota, Fungi, Ascomycota, Eurotiomycetes, Eurotiales, Aspergillaceae.
AUGGAGGUGACUCUCUCCGCAACAAUUACCUACCUGAUGGUCUUGAAGUUAGAACCCUGGGAUCAUUUCCACAUUCGAGAACAAGACGAAACAGGGGUCAUGAUAGGAGCAGCAGGCAGCAAGCUCCGGCUCUCCCUCGACGAGAUGAAAAGCUCCAUGUUUGGGUGCGCAUUUCUUCUCGAUCGUGGAGGAUACUUUUGGUGUAUCGUGUGUCAUACAUUGCGGCAUUGGAGAGAUCCCGAAUGGAAGCCACUCUCCGGAACUGAUGGCUUGCGGGUCGGUAGCAGAACUCAAAGAGGACUACUGUACCUAUGUCCUGUGUUAUCUGGUAACACGUCCACUUCGGUUCCAUUUUCUGUGCUGAAGAUGACGACACCUGGUCGAGUAAUGACUUGGCAAGCUGAGCAUCCGGACAGCGAGUAUACGCUACAGGUCAAGGCUGAGCUACUGUGCCAACUUUGCAAAGCAGCUUGGCUUGGAAAUUGGAAAAGAUGUCGGCGCCUGAUUCUCAGCUUCACUAUUGGUUGCUCACGGCUUUUGUUGAUUGUCGUAGUCAUGACCAAGGGACUGGCAAAUGCGAUUUGGGAACGGCUAUCCAGGGAUUCCUUUGAGCCUCUCGAGUGA